GCCAACGAAAUAUUUGAUAUUGAGAUAAAGAUUACCAGUAGAUUUAUGGUACGUUCAUUCAAUGUAGCGGUUUGGAAUAGCUUCCAGCUCAUCUAAUGUACAUUGAGCUAUAAAUAUAUCAACUAACAAUAACAUUGAAAUUACAAGUGUGCAGGAAAAGUGUCUCAUCACAGACAAGCACAGAAUGGAAGCUAAUGAGAUACGGACUCUAAAUCGCUGUGCAAAGGACAUCAAGAUCUCUCUGUUAGUGUCAUCAAGUGUUCUACAGCGACUUGAAUCUCGAGGGAUGUUGACUCGGCACGACAGAGAUUAUCUCACACGCUUGCAAGACAGUUGCGACAGAAAUCCCAAAUUGGUUGAAAUAUUGAAGAAGAAAAAAGGUGGGUAUCAAGCUUUUACAGACACCUUACUGCUGGAGAAAACAGUAAAUGAACAUUAUGUGAAAAAGAUGAACAAUGUCCUGAAGGAAUUGAACUCAAAACAGAAAGCUGACCCACACUGCCAGGUGGACCUCCGAGCAAAAAUAAAACAUUUAGACCACAGAAUCGAAGCACUGCAACAAUCCUGUGAAAAGCUUUCAUAUUUAGUGCUUGGUGAAGAUUCUUCGUUUAACCAGGAAACUCUUAACAUGGAAUUAAUGGUGAAAGAACUUGAAUGUACAAGAAAUUAUGUGAACAGCAAAAAACUUCCACUUCACAAAUCAUGCACUAUUUUCAAAAUGGGAUUUGAGAAAGAAAAGACCAACCUAACAGAAAACUUUCAAAAAAUGGAAAAUGAUUUUCAAAAGACUGUUGAUGACUUGAAUGACAAGAUUGCUUUCUUAACUGAGGAGAUUAAAAUGAUUAACAAGAACGAGGAUACAAUAAUCCGGGACCUCGUGGAUGAAAAGGUCAAGGAGAGACUAAUGCAUCUCAAUCUUGUUGAACCCAGUUCUGAAGAAACUCCCCACUCCUCUUUCAACCCUGAAGCAAUGGAGACCUUGGGGAGCCCAGAUCACGACCCUCCUGAUGAGAGAAAUUAUCCCCGAGUUGUUCCACUAAGCACCAGACUGGAUUAUUUAAAUUCCACUGAUGGACCACCAUCAGCACUGGGUUUUACAGCACGGUCUAUCCAACUGCAGAUAAACAACGUGGAGAAUUUGCAAUUCAGUGAUCAGGGCAGUAACUAUGUGAUGUUGCGACAAACAUCUUUAGAUUAUUAACCUAUAUUGUGCAAUGUGUAUGACACUUGGAAUGAAAUAUCAUCUGAAGAGACAUAUUGUAUAUAUAAUCAUAUAUUUAUGAUGCUUCAAAACAUCUGCAUAUCAUUUAUAUAUCUCAGAUCAUAUUCAGAAUCAUUAAAUUAAAAAAAAAACCUGUAUAAUACUAGUAAAUCUAAUUGAGACAAACUUCUA
Ostrea edulis (European flat oyster) is the source of this 1393-nucleotide messenger RNA. RefSeq lists its product as uncharacterized. The record is from RefSeq and is a predicted model, not a curated record. Bases 185 to 1201 code for a protein of 338 amino acids. The transcript has 3 exons. NCBI's taxonomy places the organism in Eukaryota, Metazoa, Mollusca, Bivalvia, Ostreida, Ostreidae.